This is a messenger RNA of Epinephelus moara (kelp grouper), 2219 nucleotides long. RefSeq names its product transmembrane p24 trafficking protein 2 (gene tmed2). The record is from RefSeq and is a predicted model, not a curated record. Lineage: Eukaryota; Metazoa; Chordata; Actinopteri; Perciformes; Serranidae. Gene Ontology annotation, cellular component: endoplasmic reticulum-Golgi intermediate compartment; COPII-coated ER to Golgi transport vesicle; Golgi apparatus. Gene Ontology annotation, biological process: Golgi organization; endoplasmic reticulum to Golgi vesicle-mediated transport; intracellular protein transport. The transcript has 4 exons. Bases 185 to 790 code for a protein of 201 amino acids.
UAAAUUUGGCCCUCGCCGGUCGCCGUUUAAGCCUGUACGUGGCAGUCGGAGAGCCGAGGCUCCUCUCCUGCAACAAUUCACUCAAACACACUGACAUCCUGCUCUCGUAUAGGAUACACCGGAGCGAGGACACUGUUUCUAUCACCAGAGCUGUCGUGCCGCCCGCUGUGAGACCGAUUCAAACAUGUUCACCGUGUCGGAGCUGGUUGUCUUGCUGGCCGUCCUGUCCGCCACCGCGUCCGGCUACUUCGUUAGCAUAGACGCCCAUGCCGAGGAGUGCUUCUACGAGCGGGUCAACUCCGGCACAAAGAUGGGCCUCAUGUUCGAGGUAGCCGAGGGAGGCUUCCUGGACAUCGACGUCGAGAUAACGGGGCCUGACGGUAAGCAGAUUUACAAAGGCGACAGAGAGUCCAGCGGGAAAUACUCUGUGGCGGCGCACAUGGACGGAACCUACAAGUUCUGCUUCAGCAACAAGAUGUCCACCAUGACACCCAAGAUCGUCAUGUUCACGAUUGAUAUCGGAGAAGCACCCAAAGGCCAGGACAUGGAGACGGAAGCCCACCAAAACAAGCUGGAGGAGAUGAUCAACGAGCUGGCAGUUGCCAUGACAGCUGUAAAGCACGAGCAGGAGUACAUGGAGGUUCGCGAGAGGAUACACAGAGCAAUCAACGACAACACAAACAGCAGAGUGGUGCUGUGGUCGUUCUUCGAGGCUCUGGUUCUGGUGGCAAUGACACUUGGACAGAUUUACUACCUGAAGAGAUUUUUCGAAGUACGGCGGGUGGUUUAGUGCGACUUUAAACGAUCCCUCUGUGUCCUCCACUGAUCUCUCCAACACCAAGACAGUUAUUUACACUCUGGAAAUGAGACUGGCAGAUUUGAGUAAAGCCCACAUUAUGAUUGGAUCUCAGAUGUUUUGUUCUCCUGUUACCUGUUUGGUUCCUUCUUUAUAACUGUAAUUAGUGUUUGUUUGGAGCGAAUGGCCAAAAUAUUCUGGGUUAGAUGUCAGUUUGAUUAGUUUCUUUUUUUGUUAAGAGUUUUUUUUUUUGGUCCAAUAUUGUUUGAUAAUUAAUUGCCAGUACAGUUUUGCCUGUGUGAGUGCCUGCGAGGCUCAUAAAUUUAAGUAAAGGCAGUGACGUGAAAAAGACUUAGAAUGCACAUAUAUGAGCAGGCAUGUGUGGAGUCUCCACAGGAGGAUGUAAAGAUUUAAACGGGACCCUUUAAGUGAUAAAACAACAAACAUGAAAACAGAAUGCAUUUGAUUUCUUUUUGUCUGAGAUGCAGGAAGUUUUGUUUCCAGUGUCGAAGCCAAGUCAGACAAUGUAAAGGCAGAUAUGUGAUAUCUGUGCAUCGUGUCUAUGCUCUAAAACAACAAAUUGCACUCCUGACGAAUGCAUCUAAAUAACCGAAGGAUUUACACUGCAGCUGGUCUUUAAGGGAAACUGUACAGCUUCUAGCUCUGUCUGUUGAUUCAUAGCGAUCCAUGCCACGGGGAGGGGGCUUCAGUGGACAUCUUUUGCAGGGAAACAGCGCGACUCCCUACGUAGUUCAGAAAAAACAGGCGAGUGGUUUCUUGGCCUAAGAGUUCACACCUUGAUUUAAUUUUUAAACACUUAAAUUUCCACUUUAGCUGUAAGAUCUGGAAGCGCUGAGGUUGGAUUUUAAACUGAACUACUUGGAGUGAAACUCCAAAGCAAAGUGUAGAGAAAUACUGAUGUUACAUGUUGAUUGAGGCGGGGUGGGUGUGUGGGUGGGCGGGGGGGUCUGACACCUAAUGACUGCUGUGUGCUUUAGUUGCUUCUACUAUAGUUCUUUUGUUGGGGCUCGGGAUUUUAAAUUAUGAUUGUAUACAAUUUUGAACUGUUUGUUUUUUCCUGGAGCACACCCUGUGACACGCAACAGUUUGGAUGAUGCCUUUCAAAAUUAAAGUCUUUUACCUGUUUCCUCCCCCGUCGAUGUAAGAAAACAAAGAAACGUCCGAGGCUUCACACCGAGCACACAGCUGCACCAUCGUUAAGUGUUGUGUGUCACAGAGUGUGCUCCAGUUUUGUAUUAAAAACAAUCUUUGGUGAGCUCUGGCAGGUAAACUGCUCUGUACACAGUCUCUCCUUUUUGUGAUUACAACAAACUAAAUCUGAUAAUAUGGAUCUGUACAAAUGUAGAAUGGUUGUCUGUGGAAAAAGCCCCAGGUUUCAUAAUAAAGCCAAUAUUCUGUACAA